Parathielavia appendiculata is the source of this 1290-nucleotide messenger RNA. RefSeq lists its product as uncharacterized. Lineage: Eukaryota; Fungi; Ascomycota; Sordariomycetes; Sordariales; Chaetomiaceae. The transcript is spliced from 2 exons. Bases 103 to 1083 code for a protein of 326 amino acids. The record is from RefSeq and is a predicted model, not a curated record.
GGAAAUUUUCCAGCAGACAAUCCCCCUGCUUCCAAUUUUUUGCCUUCAAUCGAGAAACAGCAUCGAGCCACACGAAAACAUUCUACACGUGUGCUGCCCACGAUGCCGCACAAACAUACCCGGCGAGAGCAGGACGAGUCAACCUUCGACCUCGCUCCGACCCAAAUCGCAAAGCCGCUCCCACCAACAACCAUCUCAAAGAAAAAGGCAGCGGAAAAAAAAGCCGAUGACGCGCAGAAGAAGAGCGGCACGAAAAGGAAACGGGGUGUUAAAGAUGUCAACGAUGCGCCGCGCGCAUUCAAGCGGCUAAUGGCGUUUGCCAGCGGCAACGCGCCGCGAAGUGGUCUUGACAAUGGCGACUCUGCAGUGAAGGGCAAGGGCAAGGGCAAGAAUAAGAAGAACAAGACGGCGAAAAGCCCAGCGAACAGCACAACUCCGGAGGCCACCACGCCAACGGCCCGGGACCUCAAGAUCCGCCCCGGCGAGCGCCUUUCCGAGUUCAGCCACCGCGUCGACGCGGCCCUGCCCAUCAGCGGCCUGGUUAACAAGGUGCCUGUCAAGAACGGCCGGGACCCGCUAGGGAUCAAAGUGCGGCGGACAAAGAAGGAGCACAAGAUGCAGAACAUGUACGCGGAGUGGCGCGAGAUAGAUCGCAAGGUCCGGGAGCGACGUGAGGAGGAGCUCGAGGAGGCCGAGGAGCGCGAGAUGGAGAACGAGGCGCUGGGUGUGUCGUGGAAGCUCGAGCUCGAGGCGGCGGUGGCGCGGGGCAAGAAGAAGGCCAAGAAGGGUAAGAGGGGGAGAUACCUGGGCGAGGCAGGCGACCCAGAGGGGGAUCCGUGGGAAGAAAUCAAGAUGAAGAGGGGAGAAGGCAAGGUCGGCAUCAACGAGGUCGCGCAGGCGCCGCCCGAGUUGAAGCUGCCGAAAAAGAACCUGCUGGUUCGCGGCGCGACGGUGGCGGUCGAAGACAUUCCCAAGGCGGCGGGCAGUCUGCGGCAGAGAGAGGAGCUGCAGGGCAUCCGGCAGGAGGUCGUGGCCUCAUACAGGAUGAUGAUGAGCAAGAGGAGGCCGGCACUUGGGACGUGAGUUGAGGCGUCUGCGUACUGUUGGGAUGACAAUUGAUCUAUGGGAAGCAUGGGGACUUCAACUGGCUAUCCAAGACGCCUACCAGACCUGAGCUGUACGCUGAAUAGCCUGCCGUAACUGUGAGGUAAGCUACGCUCGUUUGUGAACCUGCAAGCCAUAUCCGUCAAUGAUAAGAACAGAGCAAACACUUGAGCCCAAAUUUUCAUC